Drosophila erecta is the source of this 2127-nucleotide messenger RNA. Its product is annotated as zinc finger protein 362. Lineage: Eukaryota; Metazoa; Arthropoda; Insecta; Diptera; Drosophilidae. The record is from RefSeq and is a predicted model, not a curated record. Gene Ontology annotation, molecular function: RNA polymerase II cis-regulatory region sequence-specific DNA binding; DNA-binding transcription factor activity. Gene Ontology annotation, biological process: regulation of transcription by RNA polymerase II. The coding region runs from base 138 to 1985 and encodes 615 amino acids. The transcript is spliced from 2 exons.
AAAAGACGAUGACGGCUGCUGUGGGCUGUGAGCCCAAGACAUUUCGUGUUUCGACGCGUAACGCGACAGUACCCCCUGGCUACAAAGCGCCUCCGCCUCAGAAAACAGCCAUCGGAAACGGCUAACGCCAGCGGUCUAUGAGUGAUUCUUCGGCGUGGAGAAGAAUGGGUUUCAAGCACGCCAUGCUGCAGCGCAGUUAUGACCUCUCGCCCUCGCCGGCGCGUACAUCACCCACCAAUGGAAUCCAGCACUUGGGUGCUGCCAACCAGUUGCCACCGGCUCAAGUCACUGACUUUAGCAUUAGUAAGAUUCUGGGCAAGGAGCGUAAAACCGCUCAGGAUACGACCACGAAUAUCCUGGAUCUCUCCAAGAGCAGUGGCAAUAGUAUUAGGAGCCCGCAGCCUGUUGCAGUACUGCCAGUACCAUCAUCUCACUAUGGCACUGCCUACUCCAUGUUGCCGCCAGACUUGGUGGCCAUGGCCAAUGCCACCAAGUUCUAUGCCCAGUUCUUUCCGCACUUAUUGCCCGCCUACGCGGCUGCUGCAGCAGCAGCCGGCUUGAGUACUCCACCCACAUCGCCCUACCAAACGCAUCAGCAUCAGCAGCAGUUGCAGCAGCAGCAGCAGCAGCAUUUGCCAAAUCCGCAGAAACGCUUCUUUGCACCCUAUGUGAUCAAUGGCUCGGUGCCGCCACCACCAGCACCACCACCACUGCAGCAACCUCUCCUCCGCACCAAGAGCACCGCAUGCACUCGCCCGGAUUGCCCCGAGUGCCUGGACUACUACCAAAGAUUGCAGACUGGGGGUGGCUACAAGCAGACCACACCUCUCAUUUCACCCGCCGCCUCCUCGGUGGGCAGCUCCAGCGGCUCAGUGCGUCCGGUGAGGGAUCUGAUCAUGAGCGCCGCUGGAGGAGCCGCCGGCACAAACAUCUCGCUGACCACCGUGACCAAUCUGAGCCUGAGUUCGGUCCAGGCAACGGCCGUCGGAAUGAUGCCCAAGAUGGCCGGAGGACUGAUCUCCACAGCCGUCGGCAGCGCCAGCAGACCAAUCGGGGGUAUCGGUGGUAUCGGUGGAUACAACGCCACAUCCGCCGAGGAAAUCAGCUACAAGUGCAGGAUUUGCGAGAAGGUGUUCGGAUGCUCCGAAACUCUGCAGGCUCAUGAAAAGACUCACAAAUCGCCGCGCUACGAGUGUGCGGAUUGUGGAAAGGGUUUCUCCCAGCUGCGAAACUACAAGUAUCACCUGUCCGUUCACCGUGGAACCAAGGAGUUUGCGGCCGAGUGUCCCGAAUGUGGCAAGACAUUCAACGACAAGGGCUACUUGAGCAGUCACCUGAAGAUACACCGCAACCGGAAGGAGUACGAGUGUCCCUACUGUCCCAAAUCGUUCAAUCAGCGUGUGGCCUUCAAUAUGCAUGUGCGUAUCCAUACGGGUGUGAAACCCCACAAAUGCAACGAGUGCGGAAAGAGAUUUUCGCGUAAAAUGCUGCUCAAACAGCACAUGCGAACGCACAGUGGUGAGAAACCGUAUCAGUGCUCCGUGUGUGGCAAGUCCUUUGCGGAUCGCAGCAACAUGACCCUGCACCAUCGCCUCCACUCGGGAAUCAAGCCCUUCAGCUGCCCCCUGUGCCCCAAAGCCUUCACCAAAAAGCAUCACCUGAAGACGCACCUCAAUUACCAUACCGGCUGCAAGCCGUAUGUCUGCCCACAUCCCAACUGCAACCAGGCAUUCACCCAGUCGAGCAAUAUGCGCACCCACGCCAAGAAGUGCCAGUACCGUCCACUGGAUGGACUCACCGUCACAGCAUCCGCACUCCCAGUGCCAGGAAAACAGCAGCAAAUUGCACCACCACCCACUUUGGCAAUGGCCAUGGCUCAAACUUUUCAAAUGCCGCCACCACCUGGAGCUCUGGUAGCUGGAUCUGGUCCUCAAUCCCAACCGCCGACCCAGCAAACCCUGCUCAGCAAUCUCAGGACAUUCUAAGCCGAUGGAAUCGUAGUGUCCUGGCCAGUAUCAACCAAAUUUUGUGGCAAUUACAAAGAUCAGUACUUCCACUGUUGUUAUUCAUUUUACACUUAUUUUCAAGCAACGAUUUUGCUAAAGUUAAAUUAGGACUAGACUUAAA